This is a messenger RNA of Dictyostelium discoideum AX4, 2187 nucleotides long. RefSeq lists its product as hypothetical. NCBI's taxonomy places the organism in Eukaryota, Evosea, Eumycetozoa, Dictyosteliales, Dictyosteliaceae. The record is from RefSeq and is a predicted model, not a curated record. The transcript has 2 exons. The coding region runs from base 1 to 2187 and encodes 728 amino acids.
AUGAUAAAAAAAGAUAAAAAUAUUAAUGGGAAUAUAACUACAAAUAAUAAUAAUAAUUCAAAUUCAAAUUCAAAUUCAAAUAAAAAAAUAAAUAAUAAAAAAGGAAAUUCAAAAAAUUCAAAUUCAAACUCAAAUUCAAAUUCAAAUUCAAGUCAAUUAUUACCACCACCUCCACCACCACCAUAUAAACUUUUAGUUUUAACUGAUAAUGAUUUUAUACAAGUAUUAGGAACAUUAUCAAAAGAAACCAUUAUUCAAUUACUUAAAUCAAUUAAAAAUAUUUAUAAUCUUUCAGUUGAUACACAUGUUGAUAAAGUACCAAAAUCUAAAUUACUUCAUAUAAUCAAAGAAUGUAUAUCAUUUUCAUCAAUCGAUGAAUUUGUAUCAUCAUUUCAAGAUUCAUCAAUCACCGAUUCACUUUCAUUAUUUCAAAAUACUAUUAAAUUAUUAAAUAAUCAUUCCUUAUUAAAUCAUUCUUAUUUAAAAAAUUAUAAUAUUAAUAUUUAUACAAAUUAUGAUGAAAUUGAUGAAAAUGAAGAUAAUAAUAAUAAUAAUAAUAAUAAUAAUAAUAAUAAUAAUAAUAAUAAUAAUAAUAAUAAUAAUAAUAAUAAUAAUAAUAAUAAUAAUAAUAUGGAUUUAGAAGAAUUUUAUAAAAGAAUUGAAUUUUCAAAUCAAAAAAUAUCAUUUUUUCAACACUUUUCCUCAUUAAUUAAAUCAAGAGGUUUAAAUUAUCUUUUUGAUAAAUCUGAUUUUGAAAUUACUAAAAUUUAUUCAAAAUGUAUAAAUGUACCAAUACCUGAUAAUAAUAAUAAUAAAAAUAAUAAUAAUAUCACUGAUAAUAAUAAUAAUAAUAAUGAAAUUUUAAAUAAUUUAAAAAGUGAAAUUAAACAAGAAUUAUUAUUUAGAGGUACAGAAUCAUUUUUUAGAAAUUUAAAUUCUCAAAUCAUUAAAAUGGUUGCUGAUAAUUUAAAAUUAAAUAAAAAUGGAAAAAAAGAUGUUAUAAUUGAUCAAAUCAUGUCUUUAAUAUUUGAAGGUGAUCCUUUAAAAAAGAAAUCAAAAUUAACUACAAAUAUCAACACCACCACCACCAAUACUAAAAAGAAUAAUAAUAAUAAUAAUAAUAGUAAUAAUUCAAUGUCACCACCGUCACUAUAUAAAAGAAAACAUAAUACAAUGAAACCAACUAAUAAUAAAAAAAAAUCAAAUAUUAAUAAUGAAAAUCAAGAUAAAGAUGAUUACUCAAAUAGUGAAGAAAAUUCUUGUUAUCAUUUUAUAGGUGAAGAAGGUUCAAUCAAUAACUAUGAUGAUAAUGAUGCUCUUGAUUAUGAUAGUGAAAAUGAUAAUGAAUAUAUUGAUGAAUAUGAUGAUGAUUAUUAUGAUGAUAAAGAUGAUGAUAAUAUUGUAUUUGUAAUUAAAAAUAAUAAUAAUAAUAAUAAUCAUAAUAGUGAUGAUGAUAAUAAUAAUAAUAAUAGUGAUGAAAAUAAUAAUAAUGGUGAUAAUGAUAGUCAAUAUGAAAAUGGAAAUGGAAAUUCAAUCAAUAAAGAAUCUAAUAAUAAUAAUAAUGAUAAUAAUAAUGAUAAUAAUAAUAAUAAUAAUAAUAAUAAUAAUAAUAAUAAUAAUAAUAAUAAUAAUAAUAAUAAUAAUAAUAAUAAUAAACAAGAAAAUGAUAACAAUAAUAGUUGUAUUAAAAGUAAUGAUAGUUUAGUUAUAACGCAAGGUAGUAAUGAAUCACCAAAAUUAAAAGAGAAUAAUAAUGAUAAUAAUAAUAAUGAUAAUAAUAAUAAUGAUGAUAUAAUACAACAAACUCAAGAUAUUAAACAACUACAACUAUUUAUUAAAAGUGAAGAUGACAAUAAUGAUGAUGAUGAUGAUGAUGAUGAUGAUGAAGAUGAAGAUGAUAAUGAAUCAAACUCUGAUAUGGAUGAGGGUAGUGAUGAUUCUGCUGAUCAUAAUGAUAAUAACAAUAAUAAUAAAAAGCAACAUGUAAAUAAAAUAGAAAAAGGACUUUCAAAACAGGAACUAAGUGGAAUGUUUCAUUGUAAUCAUUUACGAUCUUAUUGUAAACAAAACAAUUUAAAAUUAUCUGGUACUAAAAAAGAUAUUGUCAAAAGGAUUUAUGAUUUUAUAAAUAAUGAUUGUAAAUUGGUUGAAGCACCAAAGAGAAAAAAAAAGAAGAGAAGAUUUUAA